Messenger RNA from Williopsis jadinii, 1084 nucleotides. RefSeq lists its product as uncharacterized. The record is from RefSeq and is a predicted model, not a curated record. Gene Ontology annotation, biological process: anaphase-promoting complex-dependent catabolic process. NCBI's taxonomy places the organism in Eukaryota, Fungi, Ascomycota, Saccharomycetes, Phaffomycetales, Wickerhamomycetaceae. The coding region runs from base 32 to 886 and encodes 284 amino acids. Gene Ontology annotation, cellular component: anaphase-promoting complex. The transcript has a single exon.
GUUUCUACUUCUCAGGUUUCGCUAUUUGACUAUGUAUACACCUGACUUGACACCACAGGACUUCCAUCGUCUCUGGCUGGACAAUGAUGAGAAGAAGCACUCGAAGUCAAAGAGUGAGAAGGCAUCCUCAUCGGAAUCCCCAAGAAGUGCACCACCGUUAUCGUCGUAUUCAUCAACAAGGCCCGGUGCCUCUCUCGAUAACGCUGAUGAGGUACAGCAGAGUAUUUCACAACGGGUGAGACAGCUCAGAGAUAUAAGAACUUUGGGGUUCGAAUACUUGACACCUUUGGGAGUUGGAAAGACAAUGCAAAUGGUUCAGGAUGAGCUCGAGCUAAGAAGGCAGUUGAACGACCAAAUGAAUGACGGGGCACCGACUGCAGAAAACUUAUUAGGUGAAGCCACCCUCGAACAGCAGUUACCACUGCAAGAAGAAGGACAACACCAGUAUUCGGUGACGGAAGUACAAGGUGCUGAGGAGCCGGAAGCUUCGCGCACGGAGGAAGAUGGACCACUUCCAGAAGCUCAGAACCUGGAAUUACUUGGAGAUUUGGAUGACGAUGUACCUGAAGCAGAUGAAGCGGUUUACGAUAUGAGCUACAAUGAUGAAGUUGAAGAUGUAAGGACUUUUGAAAGCCAAUAUGAUCGUGGAUUUAUGGUUGCGGAACAGUACGAAGCGGAUUCUGCUGAACAUGAAGAUGCUCAACGCAGAGACUCUGCACCAGUAGCACAUUUCAUCACUCCAACCCAUAUCAAUGGUGAGAAUCAACACCGUAAUGAGCAACAGAGAAGCUUUGAGUCGGAACAGUUGCCGAUUUCAGAAUCUUCGUUCGAUGUGUCAAAUGUAUCUAUGAAUGGCUCUGAUUUGGAUAUGACGAUUGAUGAUUGAGUUUAAUCUCGUCAACCUUGGCCCUUUGCAGAUGAAUUGCAGGAACCAUCCAUUUUCCGCAACUACAACGAGAACCCUUCCAAUUGAAUGCACCAACUUUUGUAUCACAUUUUGGACAUUGGAAUUUACCCUCCAACUCUUGUGAAUUCUGCAAAUCAUCCUUCAUCCAAUUCAGUGGUUCAACGAAAUAGUGGGAGC